Messenger RNA from Rubroshorea leprosula, 2225 nucleotides. Lineage: Eukaryota; Viridiplantae; Streptophyta; Magnoliopsida; Malvales; Dipterocarpaceae. The record is from the annotation of a GenBank genome assembly.
GAGGAACAGAGGAGCCGAAGAGCAUCAUUACACAGAGCUGGUCUGAACGUGGAAGGAUUGUGGAUAAGGACGCCGUUCUGUUAAUUGGAAGCCUCAGCUCUAAUUCAAGGUAGUUGUGUAUUCUAUCAGAGAAGUUCUGUUUCGAUUUUGAGAUUCCUUUUCUUUGAAAUAUAGAGUCUAAUUUUAUCUGAAAUGCGCACGAUGUGCUCUAAUCUGAGUAAGGGCCAAGCAUUUCCCCUGGUUAUUAGGUUUUCUUCACAAACCAAAUGCAUCAAACAAUUGUAUACCUCAAAGUCUCAAUCUUUAUCAGUUGGGUCUUAUCCAAUAGCUUCCCCAAACCCGGUAUUGAUGCGUUCAUUGACUCACCCACAUGGGUUUGGUCACAAAAAUGCUCAUAAAGUUCCCCACUUUGUGAGACCCUUAAAAUCUUUGGCUGGAUUUUGUUGUGAUUCUAUGGAAUUGGGUAGUGUGGCAAAAACCAGAAGUAUUUCAUGUGGGUUUCGGAUGAGAAGUUCUGUGCAAUUUUGCCAAUUGGUGAGAGGUAGAGGUCUUUCAAGUUCGUAUGCGAAAAGAGCUGGUGAAAAGAGUAGUUUAAAUGGUACAGGAAAGAGGUUUCCUUGGUUAGCUUCGUCUAAGGGUAAUGAAGCAACUGCAAAGACUAGUCAGUCUAGUUGGGAAGAAUCUGUUGACAGGUUGGACAAAGAGGGCAAUCUUUCUUCUUGGCAAGAACAGGCAAAGAAGUUUGAGAAGGGAACAGUUGCAAAAACUGGAAGUUCUUCCAGGGAUGAUUUGGAUGAGGCUCUUUUGUGGAGAAAUGAUACAUUCUCACCAAAGAAUGGAGAAAACAGAAAUAGAAUGGUGGGUGGGGUGAAGCAUCAAGAAGAUGGCGCUUAUGCUAGAAGGUAUAGAAGUGUUGAAGAAGAAGAAGUAGGUGGAGAAGAAGAGGAUUUUGUUGAUGAUCCAAGAUGGUACAAAAUUAAGAAUAGAUUUACAGGAAUGGUGGAUGCUAAAAGUGGUCCUGAGAAACCAGAGUUUCAAAGGUGGAACAAGCAGGAUAAUUGGGGUAGAAAAACUUGGAAAGAGGCUACUGAAUCAACACUGCCUAAGAUAGUUGGUGAAGGGGUUUAUGGAGUGGGUCCUGUUUUGGCUGCACUGUCUGCAGGACGUAGAGAAUUUUAUGCUUUGUAUGUUCAAGAAGGUUUAGAUCUGAGCAGUAAUAAUAGGAAGAAGAAGGACAAGAAAGGGUUUGAGAAAGUAUUGAACAUGGCAGAAAAAAUUGGGUUAAGCAUAAAGGAAGCUUCAAAACAUGAUCUCAAUAUGGUUGUUGAUAACCGUCCCCAUCAGGGCCUUGUGCUAGAUGCUUCUCCACUAGAGAUGGUGAAAAUAAAGGAACUAGACCCUGUUUCAAAUGAGGAAGAGAAAGGUUCUGUUUGGGUAGCUUUAGAUGAGGUUACAGACCCUCAAAAUUUGGGAGCUAUUAUUAGGUCUGCUUAUUUUUUUGGGGCUUCUGGUGUGGUGCUAUGUGCAAAAAAUUCAGCCCCAUUAAGUGGAGUUGUGAGCAAGGCAAGUGCUGGCUCACUUGAACUGAUGGAGCUUAGAUAUUGCAAGAAUAUGAUGCAGUUCUUAGUUUCAUCUGCUGAAAAUGGUUGGCGUGUCUUAGGAGGUUCUGUUGCUUCAAGAGCUGUUCCUUUGAAUGAAAUUUUGCCAGGUGCACCCACCAUACUUGUUUUGGGCAGUGAGGGGACUGGCUUGAGGCCUUUAGUGGAGAGGUCAUGUACUCAAUUAGUCAGGAUUCCUGGAAAUAUCCCUCUGGACAUAGCUCCCAGAGAUUCUGAACAUAUGAAAGCUAAUGAAGUAAAUUCAGGGAGCUCUGUUGAGGAGUUCCGAUCCUUCUUGGCUGUCGAGAGUUUGAAUGUCAGUGUUGCAGCAGGUGUGCUUCUUCACCAUUUAACUGCAAGUAGUCAAAGUAGUAAUCCUGAGGUAGAUGUCAAGGCAACAGAUGCACUUCAAUGACAUUUCAUUGGUGCUGUACUAGGCUUGCUGUCUUUGUUUAUUGAUAUCCAUUGCAGAAAUUUUACAAGUGCUCCUAGGACUUUCUCUAGAAAAACCUUUUAUGUUUAUUCUUUUUAUCAGAAGCAUAUUUUCUAAGGGAUUUUAUUUUUGUGAUGAGCAGAAUGUCUCACAUGAAUCACGUGAAUGAGAUACAGCCCUGGCAUGAAUGCCCU